GCGGGGCGUCCCAGGCCCUCUCAGCGCCGAAGUCUCGCGCCCGUCGCGCACCUUCUACCAUGAGGAAGGGGGCGGGGCCCGCGAUCCUGCGACUCCCAGGCUUAGUUCUUCCGGCUCUGCGAGGGAAUUGAUGUGGUGGGAUCUGGGCUGGGAGUGGGGGUGGGGGUCUCCAGUUGCAGCUCCCGCCGACUGAGCGCCCAUUUAGCUGGUUGUACUCAUUCAUUCCCUUGGCGAUGAUAGGCGCCCCCGGUGGGCCGGCCUUUUGCAGAGACAGCUUCUUAAGACCCUGAAUACGAUCUCCCCAGACUUCCUUGGCAGUGGUGCAGAAAUGGGCUUUAUUUGCCUUGCCUUCUCCACGAGAGAAAGGUGGUAGUUGGGUGAGUUGGGAUUUUGCUAGUUUUUAAGAUAAUAUUUGAGAAUUAGGGUCGGUUCAGUGGAGUAAAAGGUUUUUCUCUGUUUUCCCAUGUAAACCGUGUAAAGCCAGAUGAGAGAAAGAUUGGGUUUUUGAAUUACUGUAGUAAUGAGGACCUUAGAAAUUAUUUGAGCCAGUCCCCUUCCCUGCAUCCCGUGCAAGUUCUAUAGAUGGAGAAACCGAGGCUUGGAGAAAGGACGGGAUUAAGUCAGAUGUCUUGAUUCAGUCUAGAAAUUUUUUACCACACCACCCUCCUAGGGGGCCCCAGUUUUUCAUUAUUGAGGAUUCUGGGGGUGGGGACGGUAGACAUUCUGUAGUUAGUAGACGUAGUCUUAAAUAGCGUUUUGGAUUUGGGUGCUACUAGCUCUCUCCAGAAUAAGGGAGAAGCUGCAUUAGUGGUACCCUUGCCUAGACUGAUAGAACUAAACUCAAAAGUUGGUUACAGAACGUUAGUGGUGUUAUGUAUUGGAAACGAAUUGAUAAAACUGCAAGUCAUUGGCUAGUUUCCUGUUCUAGAUCUGAAAUUUUGACCUGCGUUAGCGGCUGUGGAUUCAGAAGAAGAGUCCAGUUAGUGACCCACAACAGUAUUGGAAUCGAUAGCAAGAAAUAUAGGCAAGACUUAGAAAGCUAGGCAGCGGUCACUUUGUAAUUCUAGUGCCUUGGAACUCCAUGGUUCCUCUUUGGCGCAAAAUUCAAAAUAAAGUACUUUAAUAGAAUAAGAUGAGGGAAUUAAACCCCGAUUUGGAGGAAGAAACUAACUGCAAGAAAAGAAAAGAACAAUGAUUAUCCCGUUGGCAGUCUUAUAAAUUCAGAAAGAAACAUUUGUGAACUGGAUGACAGAUGCUUUCUGAAGCAAGGACUCAUUUUGAGGAUGUUUAAUAAAUCGUUUGGAACACCCUUUGGGGGUGGCACAGGAGGCUUUGGCACCACUUCAACAUUUGGGCAGAAUACUGGCUUUGGCACUACUACUGGAGGGGCAUUUGGAACAUCUGCAUUUGGUUCUAGCAACAAUACUGGAGGCCUGUUUGGAAAUUCACAGACCAAACCAGGAGGAUUAUUUGGUACCAAUUCAUUUAGCCAGCCAGCUACUUCCACAAGCACUGGUUUUGGGUUUGGCACAUCAACAGGAACAUCAAAUAGCUUGUUUGGGACUGCAAGCACGGGAACCGGUCUCUUCUCAUCCCAGAAUAAUGCCUUUGCACAAAAUAAACCAAGUGGCUUUGGGAAUUUUGGAACAAGUACUAGCAGUGGAGGGCUCUUUGGAACUACAAAUACCACCUCUAACCCUUUUGGUAGCACAUCUGGCUCCCUUUUUGGGCCAAGUAGUUUUACAGCUGCGCCUACUGGGACUACCAUUAAAUUCAACCCUCCAACUGGUACAGAUACUAUGGUCAAAGCUGGAGUUAGCACUAACAUCAGCACCAAGCACCAGUGUAUUACUGCUAUGAAAGAAUAUGAAUGCAAGUCACUAGAGGAACUUCGUUUAGAGGAUUAUCAGGCUAACCGGAAAGGUCCUCAGAACCAGGUGGGAGCAGGUACCACGACUGGCUUGUUUGGGUCUUCUUCGGCCACCUCCAGCGCUACAGGACUCUUUAGCUCCUCUACCACUAAUUCAGGUUUUGCAUAUCAGAACAAAACUGCCUUUGGAACUAGUACAACUGGAUUUGGAACAAACCCAGGUGGUCUCUUUGGCCAACAGAAUCAGCAGACCACCAGCCUCUUUAGCAAACCAUUUGCCCAGCCCACAACCACCCAGAACACUGGCUUUUCCUUUGGUAAUACCAGCACUCUGGGACAGCCAAGCACUAACACCAUGGGUUUAUUUGGAGUAACCCAAGCCUCACAGCCUGGAGGUCUUUUUGGGACAGCUACAAACACCAGCACUGGGACAGCAUUUGGAACGGGAACAGGUCUCUUUGGGCAGCCCAAUACUGGAUUUGGUGCUGUUGGUUCGACCCUGUUUGGCAAUAACAAGCUUACUACAUUUGGAACCAGCACAACCAGUGCUCCUUCAUUUGGUACAACCAGUGGCGGGCUCUUUGGUAACAAACCAACCCUGACUUUAGGAACCAAUACAAACACUUCCAAUUUUGGUUUUGGCACGAAUACUAGUGGAAGUAGCAUUUUUGGAAAUAAACCAGCAACUGGGACUCUGGGAACUGGACUUGGAGCAGGAUUUGGAACAGCUCUUGGUGCUGGACAGGCAUCUUUGUUUGGGAACAACCAACCUAAGAUCGGAGGGCCUCUGGGUACAGGAGCCUUUGGGGGCCCUGGAUUUAAUACUACAACAGCCACUUUGGGUUUUGGAGCCCCUCAGGUCCCAGUAGCUUUGACAGAUCCAAAUGCUUCUGCUGCCCAGCAGGCUGUCCUCCAACAGCACAUCAAUAAUCUAACAUACUCACCUUUUGGAGACUCCCCUCUUUUCCGGAAUCCCAUGUCAGACCCUAAGAAGAAAGAAGAGAGAUUGAAGCCAACAAAUCCAGCAGCCCAGAAGGCUCUCACUACACCUACUCAUUAUAAACUUACACCCCGCCCUGCCACCAGAGUCCGGCCAAAGGCUUUACAGUCAACAGGCACAGCCAAGUCACAUCUCUUUGAUGGGCUUGAUGAUGAUGAACCUUCCCUAGCCAAUGGAGCUUUCAUGCCCAAGAAGAGCAUUAAGAAGUUGGUUUUGAAGAACCUUAAUAAUAGCAGUCUCUUUUCUCCUGUUAAUCGUGAUGCCGAAGAUCUAGCUUCACCAUCUGAUUAUCCAGAAAAUGGAGAGAGAUUCAGUUUCCUGAGCAAACGUGUUGAUGAGAACCAUCAGCAGGAUGGAGAUGAUGAUUCUCUUGUGUCACGUUUUUAUACUAACCCUAUUGCCAAACCCAUCCCUCAAACCCCAGAGAGUGCUGGAAAUAAACACAACAGCAGUAGCAGUGUGGAUGAUACCAUUGUUGCAUUAAACAUGCGUGUUGCCUUGCGAAAUGGUCUAGAAGGAAGCAGUGAAGAGACCUCUUUCCAUGAUGAGUCACUGCAAGAUGAUCGAGAAGAAGUAGAAAAUAAUACUUACCACAUGCAUCCGGCAGGUAUUGUUCUUACUAAGGUUGGUUACUAUACUAUUCCAUCUAUGGAUGAUCUUGCUAAAAUUACCAAUGAGAAAGGGGAGUGCAUUGUAUCUGACUUCACUAUUGGUCGUAAAGGUUAUGGUUCAAUAUAUUUUGAAGGAGAUGUGAAUUUGACAAAUCUGAAUUUGGAUGAUAUUGUACAUAUUCGAAGGAAAGAAGUGAUUGUCUACUUAGAUGAUAGCCAAAAACCACCUGUGGGUGAAGGACUAAAUAGGAAAGCUGAAGUUACAUUGGAUGGAGUUUGGCCAACAGAUAAAACAUCUCGUUGUUUAAUAAAGAGUCCAGAUCGACUUGCUGAUAUCAACUAUGAGGGGAGACUGGAAGAGGUUUCAAGGAAACAGGGAGCUCGGUUCAAAGAAUAUCGGCCUGAAACUGGUUCUUGGGUGUUUAAGGUCUCCCAUUUUUCUAAGUAUGGUCUUCAGGAUUCUGAUGAAGAGGAGGAGGAGCGCCCAUCCAAAACUAGUACAAAGAAGUUGAAGACUGCCCCUGUGCCUCCUGCAGGCCAGACUACCCCAUUCCAGAUGGCUCUUAAUGGCAAACCAGCACCUCCACCCCAGAGCCAAAGCCCAGAAGUGGAGCAGUUAGGGAGGGUUGUGGAGCUGGACAGUGACAUGGUAGAUAUCACCCAGGAGCCAGUUUUGGAUUCCAUGUUAGAAGAGAGCAUGCCUGAGGAUCAGGAACCUGUGUCAGCCUCAAUACACAUUGCAUCUUCGUUGGGAAUUAAUCCACACGUUUUACAGAUCAUGAAAGCAUCAUUGCUUACUGAUGAAGAAGAUGUAGAUAUGGCCCUGGAUCAACACUUCAGCCACCUUCCUUCCAAAGCAGAUACUUCUCAAGAAAUCUGUUCUCCCAGACUCCCGAUUUCAGCGUCCCACUCAUCGAAACCCCGUUCAUUAGUUGGUGGUUUACUACAAUCAAAAUUUACAAGUGGAGCUUUUCUUUCACCAAGUGCCUCUGUGCAAGAAUGUCGUACUCCUAGAGCAUCAUCUCUAAUGAAUAUUCCAUCCACAUCCCCUUGGUCUGUCCCUCCACCCCUGACCUCUGUGUUUACAGUGCCCAGCCCAGCCCCUGAGGUUCUGUUGAAAACAGUGGGUACACGCAGGCAGCCAGGCCUAGUCCCUCUUGAAAAGUCUGUCACGUAUGGCAAGGGGAAACUCUUGAUGGACAUGGCCCUAUUUAUGGGACGCUCGUUUCGUGUUGGUUGGGGCCCCAACUGGACUCUUGCUAAUAGUGGAGAACAGCUGAGUGGCUCCCAUGAACUGGAAAAUCAUCAGAUUGCUGAUUCUAUGGAAUAUGGAUUCCUGCCCAAUCCAGUAGCUGUUAAAUCUCUAACUGAGUCCCCAUUCAAGGUUCAUUUGGAAAAACUCAGUUUGAGACAAAGGAAGCUGGAUGAGGACCUGCAAUUAUACCAGACACCUCUAGAGCUCAAAUUAAAACAUAGCACCAUCCACGUGGAUGAGCUGUGUCCUCUCAUUGUCCCCAAUCCGGGAGUUGCUGUCAUUCAUGACUAUGCAGAUUGGUCUAAAGAAGCAUCAGGAGACUUAAUGGAAGCACAGAUUGUGAAGCACUGGAGCCUGACCUGGACAUUAUGUGAAGCCCUUUGGGGCCACCUGAAGGAGCUUGAAAGCCAGCUGGACGAGCCCAGUGAAUACAUUCAGAUUCUGGAGCGUCGAAGAGCUUUCUCCCGCUGGCUCUCCCACACUGCUGCACCUCAAAUUGAGGAGGAAGUCUCCUUAACCCGGAAAGACAGUCCUGUGGAGGCUGUCUUCAGCUUCCUCACGGGCAAGAGGAUCAGUGAGGCCUGCUGUCUGGCCCAGCAGUCAGGUGAUCAUCGUCUUGCCCUUCUUUUGUCGCAGUUGGUGGGUAGCCAGUCAGUCCGGGAGCUGCUUACUAUGCAGUUGGCGGAUUGGCAUCAACUCCAGGCUGACUGCUUCAUCCAGGAUGAGAGACUGCGCAUCUUUGCCCUGUUGGCUGGAAAACCGGUGUGGCAGCUCUCAGAGCAAAAGCAAAUCAAUGUGUGCUCUCAGCUGGAUUGGAAACGGUCCCUGGCUGUCCAUCUUUGGUAUCUGCUUCCACCCACAGCCUCCAUUUCCAAAGCACUCAGCAUGUAUGAAGAAGCAUUUCAGAAUACCUCUGAGGGUGACAGAUAUGCCUGCUCCCCACUUCCUUCAUACCUGGAGGGCUCCGGCUGUAUAGCAGAAGAGGAGCAAGAUUCACGGAGACCACUUCGAGAUGUCUGCUUUCAUCUUCUAAAACUUUACAGUGACAGACAUUAUGACCUCAACCAGCUGCUGGAACCUCGAAGCAUAACAGCAGACCCCUUGGACUACCGCCUAAGCUGGCAUUUGUGGGAAGUGCUACGUGCUCUUAACUACACCCAUCUCUCAGAGCAGUGUGAGGGUGUGCUGCAGGCCAGCUAUGCUGGCCAACUGGAGAGCAAGGGCCUCUGGGAGUGGGCCAUCUUUGUCCUGCUGCACAUUGCCAACUCAAGCAUGCGUGAGAAGGCUGUCCGAGAGCUGCUUACCCGGCACUGCCAGCUAUCAGAGACCCCUGAAUCUUGGGCUAAGGAGACUUUCCUGACCCAGAAACUUUGUGUGCCUGCUGAGUGGAUUCAUGAGGCCAAAGCGGUACGAGCACACAUGGAAUCUGACAAGCACUUAGAGGCCCUCUAUUUAUUUAAAGCUGGGCACUGGAACUGCUGCCACAAACUCGUCAUCCGGCACUUAGCAUCUGAUGCCAUCAUUAAUGAGAACUAUGACUACCUGAAGGGGUUUUUGGAAGACCUGGCACCUCCAGAGCGCAGCAGCCUAAUUCAGGACUGGGAUACAUCUGGGCUUGUUUAUCUGGACUAUAUUCGGGUCAUUGAAAUGCUCCACCGUAUCCAGCAGGUGGAUUGCUCCGGUUAUGAGCUAGAGCAAUUACACACCAAAGUGACCUCACUGUGCAACCGGAUAGAGCAGAUCCAGUGUUACAAUGCCAAGGACCGCCUCGCUCAGUCAGACAUGGCCAAACGUAUAGCAAACCUGCUGCGGGUGGUACUGAGCCUCCAACAUGCCCCUGAUGCAACCUCCGACUCAACGCCAGACCCUCAGCGAGUUCCUUUGCGUCUGCUGGCUCCCCACAUCGGCAGGCUCCCCAUGCCUGAGGACUAUGCCUUGGAAGAACUGCGCAGUCUCACACAGUCCUACCUUCGGGAACUGACUGUUGGAAGCCAGGUAGAAGUGCAUGCCUGCCACGGAGGGAUCGAUCUUCAAGGCUUCUUUGUUCCUGCCCCAGAAUGUUCCAUGUCCACCAUACCUUCCUUACGUGCAGCAGCCCUUGAUCACAUAUCCCAUGUCUCUGGGAAGCCAAAGCACCCAGAACUCGGUUUGGUCCCUGGUUCUUAUCUUGCUAGUCCUCGUGUCUGGAUUUGACAGGUUGGGUAGCCCUCCCUGCCCCUCCCAGUGUAGCCCCAAAGCGUUUCCUGCCCUCCCAGAAGGUAAACCAUCACUGACGCAGGCAAGCAGCUGGGCUUUAGGGGUAGACAGAGGGCGUAUGCUUCACUGCUGCCAGCUAUGGGAAGCCCAGGUAAUGGCCUGAGACAGCUGGUGUUAGGGCUGUCACAUGGUCACCCCUGGGUCUUUAUGCAUGAAGAUUAUGUAAAGGUUUUUAUUAAAAAUAUAUAUAUAUAUAAAUAAAUAUAUAUAUAUAUAUAUAAAUAAAUGAUCUAGAUUAUUUUCCUCUUUUUCUGAAGCUACUUUCU
Trichechus manatus latirostris (Florida manatee) is the source of this 7258-nucleotide messenger RNA. It is a transcript of the gene NUP98, whose product is annotated as nucleoporin 98 and 96 precursor. The record is from RefSeq and is a predicted model, not a curated record. The coding region runs from base 1284 to 6929 and encodes 1881 amino acids. The transcript is spliced from 34 exons. Gene Ontology annotation, biological process: protein import into nucleus; post-transcriptional tethering of RNA polymerase II gene DNA at nuclear periphery; RNA export from nucleus. Lineage: Eukaryota; Metazoa; Chordata; Mammalia; Sirenia; Trichechidae. Gene Ontology annotation, cellular component: nuclear pore; nuclear pore cytoplasmic filaments. Gene Ontology annotation, molecular function: structural constituent of nuclear pore; RNA binding.